GAUUGUUUUGCCACAGUCGGCCAGUGGUUUGGAGACCGUGUGGACCAGUACAGGACCCAGACUGCCCACAAUGACCAGAUGAGGGACCCAACAUGGGAGUCGGGUCGCGCGGUUCGGUGAAGUAAGACAAGAAGCGAAUUGUUCGGCAGGAGACCCGACUUUUAUUAUUUGGUGGCCGAGUAUUGGGGAUAACGUUGGUAAGCAUGAUUCUGAAUGCAUCAAGUGAUUGGAGCUACAGUCGUAUCACAGAGCCAUCAAACAAGAAGCAACACAGCACAAACUUAGGAGUACAAUGGCGCUGCUGCUGGGUCUUGGCUUGUCUCUGCUGAUAGCGGUCUAUUCCAGCAGUGUGAAGAACUGCCACCCAGGCUGUCACUGUGAGGUGGAGAGCUUUGGACUGUUUGACAGUUUCAGUCUUACAAGGGUAGAUUGCCGAGAGCUAGGGCCUAGCACCACCAUGCCUGUCCCUAUCCCUCUGGACACCACCCACCUGGACUUGUCUUCCAACACCAUUGGACCGCUUAAUGAUGCCAUGCUAACUGGGCCAGGCUACACCACCCUGGUUAGUUUGGACCUCAGUAGCAACCACAUUACUAAGGUAAGCGCCAAUGCAUUGUCCAAGCUCCGGUACCUGCAGACGCUGGAUCUGAGCCACAAUUCCCUUGAGAAACUUUACUCCAGCUCCUUCUCCGGUCUCCCUCUAGCCGAUGUGGACCUUAGCUACAACAACUUUCGAGAGUUCGACAUGGAUGUGUUCACAGCAAAAGCUAAUGGUGAAUUUCUAAGCGUUGAUCUGUCUUAUAACCAGAUACUCGCUGUUUCCAGGAAUCCUCAUGGAGGAGCCUUGCACAUCCAGAGCUUAAGUCUGACAGGAAACCAUCUGACAAGUGUUCCAAAGCUGGCAGGCAUUCCACUUAGGUACCUGAACUUGGAUGGGAACCCCAUCACCAGCAUUGAGGAGGGGGCCUUUGAUCAGCUAAAGGAUCUGGUUUACUUGUCUCUCAGUGGCCUCAAUGAGCUACAGAAGAUCCAGCCCCAAAGUUUUAAGAGCCUGCAGAGCCUCCAAAUUCUGGAUCUGUCUAACAACCCAAAGCUCAAAAUGCUGGCCCCUGCAGUUUUUAGUGGACUAGUCUCCCUCCAAGAGCUUAAUUUGUCUAACUCUGGGGUGACAUCUUUGCCUAGUAAUAUGCUUGCCCAUUUUCCCAGUAUUAAGAGUAUCAUGCUGGGAGAGAACAUCCGAUGCUGGAGGACCCAGAAACAAGGACAGUUCCACCGGCAGCUGGGGCAAGUGACACACGACGAAGUGCUGAGCUGUAAUGUUGAAGGAAUUGUAUUUUGAGAGAGCACCUUUGCGAAUAGACAACCUGCUACAAUUCCAGUACAGAAAAAGUGCCUUUUGUACACUUAAGGUAUGCAAAGCACUGUUUUGGUUUUUCCUGUUACUUGAUUGUUACUCUUACGUGUUAUCUGGUCCAACUUUGAAUUAUAUAUCAUAUAAAGGAUUAAUGAAGCCUUCAUGAACACUAAACAAAACCUUUAUAGAUGUUGGAGAUAUUCUAACAUUUGCAGAUCAGUUUGGCACCCUUUACAGUAUUUUAUAUAACACACACACACAUUAUUUAUUUUGUAUCUUUAUUUGUUUUAAAGUGUUGAUGAAUUAUUCAUGAAUCCUAAAAGUUGUGAUUUAUUUUUAAAUCAAAGACCAUUUUACGUAUUUGAACUAUUUGUAAUUUGCACUUAUCUUAGUCAUUGUUUUAUAUUUAACUCCCAUAUGGUCAAAAUGUCAUGUAAUUAAUGCCUUCUUUGAGUCACUUAAGAUAAAAAACAUUGGUGAAUAUCAGUGCUAACAUUUGACCACUAAGGUUUUUUUUUUUUGUCACUUUGAAAGUGAUGCUGCUUUAGAAUGGUAUAGAUGAAGCAUACACAUGAGAAAAUACUGUUCUUCAUUGUCCAAUGACAACUUGAAAAUAUGUGCCCUGCAAAGACAUUCAUGUGUUUAUUUGGCACUCUCCAUUUGACCAACCUAAAAGCAGGCUUCACACAACCAGUAAAUCUAGCUGAUGGCAGAAUAAUAUCAGUUGUUUACAUCCACAGAAAGACCAUUUCAGUUCUUCAAUUUACAUGACUUUACCCAUAACUGAUAGCUGGCAACAUAUAUUUUUUGUUUAAUUUGUAUUUAGGAAUGCUGGAAAUAGACUCCAGCAUCCCCGUGACCCUGAGAGCAGGAUAAGUGGUUCAGAUAAUGGAUGGAUGGAUGGAUGGAUGGAUUGUAUUUAUUAAAAAGUAACUGUCAGGUUGGUCCACCACAUAAACCAUGGUUAAAGAACCUGUGACUUGCAACAAAAUGCCAAAUGCUUUGUUUUUGUCAAUAUUACACAACUUGGGGGGGGGGCAUGGGGGAGGCAUCCGGUUGGCGUGGCGGGCUACUCCGUUGCCUACCAGCACAGGGAUCAGCGUUUCGAAUCCCCGUGUUGCCUCCGGCUUGGUUGGGCGUCCCUACAGAUACAAUUGGCUGUGUCUGCGGGUGGGAAGCCGGAUGUGGGUAUGUGUCCCAAUUGCUGCAAUAGCACCUGCUCUGGUCAUUCGGGGCGCCUAUUUGGAGGGGAGGGGGGACAGGGGGGGGUAGUGUGAUCCUCCCACAUGCUACAUCCCGCUGGUGAAACUCCUCACUGUGAAGUGAAAAGAAGCAGCUGGCGACUCCACAUGUAUCGGAGGAGGCAUGUGGUAGUCUGUAGCCCUCCCCAGAUUGGCAGAGGGGGUGGAGCAGCGACCAGGACCUCGGAAGAAUGGGGUAAUUGGCCAGAUACAAUUGGGGAGAAAAGGGGGGUGGACACCCCCCCCAAAAAAAAUAUACAACUGGAGUAAGUAAGCCUUGAAUGUUGCCCCAGAGUUUUUGCUGGUCGCUGAUUUAACCACGUUCCAACUGUGAAAAACACAUUUCAAAACACAAUAAUGGAAAUAACUUUUUUUCAUGUUGAUCUGUUGUGACUUCCUUCUACCAUGUUUGAUAAAGUUUAAAAUUUGCCAACUUGUACUCAUUAAAAUUUUGGUUUACGUUUGCCAAUACCUAAUCAUGUGGAAACAUGAAACCCCCGAGCUAUACUGUGCCAUAAGGUGUGUGCAAGCCUGCAUGGUCAUUCCUGUGGUAUUUAAUGGACCUGAAAAAGCAAUCAGCCUCGAGACUGCAGAUGAGGUAUUUUGAAUGUUUAAAUCUGUGUAGCAAGAAUGGUUUUAUUUCAACUCAACCAGUGCAAAAUGUAAAACUUAAACAGAUUGUCAGUUUUGAAUGUUAUAGCAUUCCCUUGUUACUCUUAAUUGUUGUGUUGUUAUAGCAUUCCCUCUUUACCCUUAAUUGUUGUGUUCAAGACAGGGUGUAGUAAACUCUUUUUGGGGAAAAAAAAAGUUUCAGCUUCAAAAAUUUGAAUGAAAUCCACCUUCUGUAUCCAUUUAGUUCUAAAUGAAAUGAUUCCAUUACCGGUAUAGAGGUUUAUUUUUGUGUAACUAUUCUGUACAUACUUUAUAUUCAAAUAAUUUUUAAUAAAUUGGUGAUUCUCAUAUUCAUGGCUUGAACAACUUGUUAUGUAAUUGGUUAUAAUACCCAUUUAUCAUCCAUCCAGUGCUCUUAUCUCUUAGCCUUAAGGCAUUACCACACUUAUAAAAACAUCAGGUCAGCAAUUAAAAGGUGUGUCAGUGAAAUAAAAUUAAAGUUCACGUU
Molecule: messenger RNA, 3715 nt
Organism: Lampris incognitus (smalleye Pacific opah)
Lineage: Eukaryota; Metazoa; Chordata; Actinopteri; Lampriformes; Lampridae
Gene: tsku
Product: tsukushi small leucine rich proteoglycan homolog (Xenopus laevis)
Exons: 4
Coding region: 293-1339 (348 amino acids)
Cellular component (GO): extracellular matrix
Molecular function (GO): protein binding
Source: RefSeq, a predicted model, not a curated record